AUGUCUGCGGAACCAAUAGAUGAUCCUAUGGACACAUCUCCAGCGAACUCAGCUUUGGAUGGAAAUGCGCACGAAUUACUCCAAAUUCAAGAAAUUGUGAUGGAAGAAAGUCUUAAUCCUGUUUCUACCGAUAUAAUUAAACCGUCAACGGCAAAACAAAAUGAACCAGCUCGCGAUGAGGAUAAUGAGGAGACAAUUCUUGUUUACACUCCCGCAAUUGACGUAGAAACUAUUCCAGCUUUAUAUUCUCAACUCGGAAUUCUCCAACGUCUUGAAUUUAUCAUUAAAGUUUGCCCACCUCUCAAGCAAGAUGCGAUUAUUACUCUCAUUAAUUAUAUCAGAGAGAAUACUCAAAAUUCGGUCAGAUAUACUUCUUUGCACAAAGAAUUGGAGGAUCAUAUUAAAAUUAAUGGAUUUUCAUCAAAUCUUUCUAAGCCGAAAUAUGAUUCUAACUGGGUAAUGGACACAAAUGCUAUUGUUAAUAGUCGUCGCGAUUCCGCUCUUUCGGACUAUAAAAAAUUUAAAGACGAAGGAGUGAAGGAAUCAACACGGCGCGCGAUUGAGGAACUUUUCCAACAUUAUAUGAGAACUGGAGAAAUCGAUGAGGCAUUGAAGUUAUACGGUCGAGGUGUUCGCGACUACUGUACGCAGCUAAAACACGUCAUCAACAUGUAUUCAAAUUGGAUUGAAAUCUCGAUUGCCGAUGGUGAUUGGGCCAGAGUUGAUUCAAUGACUUUUCAGGCUCUUCGCAGUCUCAAUGAUGCUGAAGAAGCUGAAAAGACAAAUAACGGAAGGCAAGAUCAAAGCGCGUUUAUGAUGGACAGAGAUAAUAUGACUCAUUCUAGCAGUGUACAGAGUAAUCGUGUUCUUAUUGACUCCGCUAUGGCUCGGGUUUAUGCUGCCCAAGCUCUUGUUCGACUCCGCCAGCAAAAAUACAAAUCUGCCGCCGAAAGAAUAUUGGAGCUUAAAGUCGAUCAUUUACCGGAUAGAUGGUUUGUGAGUAAUGCCGAUCUUGGAAUAUACUGCGUUCUUUGCUGUAUUGCAACUUUUAAAAGAUCCGAACUGAAAAAGAAAAUGUCAGAGGAUGGCGUUUAUCGCAAACUUCUUGAAUCUGAACCUCAAUUCUUGGAGCUUCUGCGCUGCUAUACAAGCAGCCAAUUUGGAAAAUGUUUCGAAAUUAUGAACUCCGUUUCCGAUAGACUCCAUCUGGAUCCGUAUAUAUCGCAAAAUGUUAAUGAUUUGUACACAUUGGUCCGAAAACGCUGUGUUGUUCAGUAUUUGAUUCCAUAUUCGAACAUCAGUUUCAAUACUAUUAUGAAGGAUUUACAAUUCACACAAGAAGAGGUGGAACGCAUUGUGGUUGAACUCAUUGAAUCAGGAGAAAUAGAAUAUCGUAUCGAUCAAGCCAAAGGACUUCUUCGAGCCAUUAACAAGAAUGAUAAAAAUGCGACCAGCGCAACGUAUGCUUAG
This is a messenger RNA of Caenorhabditis bovis, 1470 nucleotides long. Lineage: Eukaryota; Metazoa; Nematoda; Chromadorea; Rhabditida; Rhabditidae. The record is from the annotation of a GenBank genome assembly.